GUGCGCCUCAGCAUGAUGUUCUCCAGGGGAUGGGGUAUAAAAGGAUGACAAGGAAGAUGGAUGUGCAGUCAGUGAGGAGAUUUAUCAGAAGAUGCGGUUCCUUCUGAUUGUUGUUGCAUUGGUCACGUGGCAAGGACUGGUUUCAGCCAGUCCGCGCGGACACCGAGAUGUCAAAGUGGACUUAUUUAUUGAAGAUGGAAAAGGAAUGGAUGAAUUGCAAAUUGACCUGGGAACAAUUGAACAGAUUGAAAAACUCGAUGAAGAUGCAGUUGUAACAAUCAAAGAAGGAGAGCAUGGCUGGUCUAUUGUUAGCGCUACGGCGCGUGCAGUGUCCGGCAGGUCCUCAUCUGGCUCAGGAACUGGAAGUGGAUCAGGAUCGGGCUCUGGUUCUGGAUCGGGAUCAGGCAGUGGAUCCGGUAGUGGUGCUGGCGUCGGAAGUGGCAGUGGAGCCGGUGCUGGGAGAGGAGCGGGUUCCGGAAGUGGUAGUGGAGCUGGUGCCGGUAGUGGUAGUGGAUCAGGCAGCGGAGCCGGUGCCGGAAGUGGAUCAGGCAGCGGAGUCGGUGCCGGAAGUGGUCGUGGCUCAGGCAGAGGAUCCGGUGCCGGAAGUGGCAGUGGAGCUGGUGCCGGUAGUGGCAGUGGAUCAGGUAGUGGAGCCGGUGCCGGUAGUGGCAGUGGAUCAGGCAGUGGAGCCGGUGCUGGACGUGGAUCAGGCAGUGGAGUUGGUGUAGGCAGUGGUCGUGGCUCAGGCAGAGGAUCCGGUGCGGGAAGUGGUCGUGGCUCAGGCAGAGGAUCCGGUGCCGGAAGUGGCAGUGGAGCUGGUGCCGGUAGUGGCAGUGGAUCAGGUAGUGGAGCCGGUGCCGGUAGUGGUAGUGGAUCAGGUAGUGGAGCCGGUGCCGGUAGCGGCAGUGGAUCAGGCAGUGGAGCCGGUGCUGGACGUGGAUCAGGCAGUGGAGUUGGUGUCGGCAGUGGUCGUGGCUCAGGCAAAGGAUCCGGUGCCGGUAGCGGCAGUGGAUCAGGCAGUGGAUCCGGUGCUGGACGUGGAUCAGGCAGCGGAGUCGGUGCCGGAAGUGGUCGUGGCUCAGGCAGAGGAUCCGGUGCCGGAAGUGGCAGUGGAGCUGGUGCCGGUAGUGGCAGUGGAUCAGGUAGUGGAGCCGGUGCCGGUAGCGGCAGUGGAUCAGGCAGUGGAGCCGGUGCUGGACGUGGAUCAGGCAGUGGAGUUGGUGUCGGCAGUGGUCGUGGCUCAGGCAAAGGAUCCGGUGCCGGUAGCGGCAGUGGAUCAGGCAGUGGAUCCGGUGCUGGACGUGGAUCAGGCAGCGGAGUCGGUGCCGGAAGUGGUCGUGGCUCAGGCAGAGGAUCCGGUGCCGGAAGUGGCAGUGGAGCUGGUGCCGGUAGUGGCAGUGGAUCAGGUAGUGGAGCCGGUGCCGGUAGUGGUCGUGGCUCAGGCAGAGGAUCCGGUGCCGGAAGUGGCAGUGGAGCUGGUGCCGGUAGUGGCAGUGGAUCAGGUAGUGGAGCCGGUGCCGGUAGCGGCAGUGGAUCAGGCAGUGGAGCCGGUGCUGGACGUGGAUCAGGCAGUGGAGUUGGUGUCGGCAGUGGUCGUGGCUCAGGCAAAGGAUCCGGUGCCGGUAGCGGCAGUGGAUCAGGCAGUGGAUCCGGUGCUGGACGUGGAUCAGGCAGCGGAGUCGGUGCCGGAAGUGGUCGUGGCUCAGGCAGAGGAUCCGGUGCCGGAAGUGGCAGUGGAGCUGGUGCCGGUAGUGGCAGUGGAUCAGGUAGUGGAGCCGGUGCCGGUAGCGGCAGUGGAUCAGGCAGUGGAGCCGGUGCUGGACGUGGAUCAGGCAGUGGAGUUGGUGUAGGCAGUGGUCGUGGCUCAGGCAGAGGAUCCGGUGCCGGAAGUGGCAGUGGAGCUGGUGCCGGUAGUGGCAGUGGAUCAGGUAGUGGAGCCGGUGCCGGUAGCGGCAGUGGAUCAGGCAGUGGAGUCGGUGCUGGACGUGGAUCAGGCAGUGGAGUUGGUGUCGGCAGUGGUCGUGGCUCAGGCAAAGGAUCCGGUGCCGGUAGCGGCAGUGGAUCAGGCAGUGGAGCCGGUGCUGGACGUGGAUCAGGCAGCGGAGUCGGUGCCGGAAGUGGUCGUGGCUCAGGCAGAGGAUCCGGUGCCGGAAGUGGCAGUGGAGCUGGUGCCGGUAGUGGCAGUGGAUCAGGUAGUGGAGCCGGUGCCGGUAGCGGCAGUGGAUCAGGCAGUGGAGCCGGUGCUGGACGUGGAUCAGGCAGUGGAGUUGGUGUAGGCAGUGGUCGUGGCUCAGGCAGAGGAUCCGGUGCCGGAAGUGGCAGUGGAGCUGGUGCCGGUAGUGGCAGUGGAUCAGGUAGUGGAGCCGGUGCCGGUAGUGGUCGUGGCUCAGGCAGAGGAUCCGGUGCCGGAAGUGGCAGUGGAGCUGGUGCCGGUAGUGGCAGUGGAUCAGGUAGUGGAGCCGGUGCCGGUAGCGGCAGUGGAUCAGGCAGUGGAGCCGGUGCUGGACGUGGAUCAGGCAGUGGAGUUGGUGUAGGCAGUGGUCGUGGCUCAGGCAGAGGAUCCGGUGCGGGAAGUGGCAGUGGAGCUGGUGCCGGUAGUGGCAGUGGAUCAGGUAGUGGAGCCGGUGCCGGUAGCGGCAGUGGAUCAGGCAGUGGAGCCGGUGCUGGACGUGGAUCAGGCAGUGGAGUUGGUGUAGGCAGUGGUCGUGGCUCAGGCAGAGGAUCCGGUGCCGGAAGUGGCAGUGGAGCUGGUGCCGGUAGUGGCAGUGGAUCAGGUAGUGGAGCCGGUGCCGGUAGCGGCAGUGGAUCAGGCAGUGGAGCCGGUGCUGGACGUGGAUCAGGCAGUGGAGUUGGUGUAGGCAGUGGUCGUGGCUCAGGCAGAGGAUCCGGUGCCGGAAGUGGCAGUGGAGCUGGUGCCGGUAGUGGCAGUGGAUCAGGCAGUGGAUCCGGUGCUGGACGUGGAUCAGGCAGCGGAGUCGGUGCCGGAAGUGGUCGUGGCUCAGGCAGAGGAUCCGGUGCCGGAAGUGGCAGUGGAGCUGGUGCCGGUAGUGGCAGUGGAUCAGGUAGUGGAGCCGGUGCCGGUAGUGGCAGUGGAUCAGGCAGUGGAGCCGGUGCUGGACGUGGAUCAGGCAGUGGAGUUGGUGUAGGCAGUGGUCGUGGCUCAGGCAGAGGAUCCGGUGCCGGAAGUGGCAGUGGAGCUGGUGCCGGUAGCGGCAGUGGAUCAGGCAGUGGAGCCGGUGCCGGAAGUGGCAGUGGAGCUGGUGCCGGUAGUGGCAGUGGAUCAGGCAGUGGAGCCGGUGCUGGACGUGGCAGUGGAGCUGGUGCCGGUAGUGGCAGUGGAUCAGGUAGUGGAGCCGGUGCCGGUAGCGGCAGUGGAUCAGGCAGUGGAGCCGGUGCUGGACGUGGAUCAGGCAGUGGAGUUGGUGUAGGCAGUGGUCGUGGCUCAGGCAGAGGAUCCGGUGCCGGAAGUGGCAGUGGAGCUGGUGCCGGUAGUGGCAGUGGAUCAGGUAGUGGAGCCGGUGCCGGUAGCGGCAGUGGAUCAGGCAGUGGAGCCGGUGCUGGACGUGGAUCAGGCAGUGGAGUUGGUGUAGGCAGUGGUCGUGGCUCAGGCAGAGGAUCCGGUGCCGGAAGUGGCAGUGGAGCUGGUGCCGGUAGUGGUAGUGGAUCAGGCAGUGGAGCCGGUGCUGGACGUGGAUCAGGCAGUGGAGUUGGUGUAGGCAGUGGUCGUGGCUCAGGCAGAGGAUCCGGUGCCGGAAGUGGCAGUGGAGCUGGUGCCGGUAGUGGCAGUGGAUCAGGUAGUGGAGCCGGUGCCGGUAGCGGCAGUGGAUCAGGCAGAGGAUCCGGUGCCGGAAGUGGCAGUGGAGCUGGUGCCGGUAGUGGUAGUGGAUCAGGCAGUGGAGCCGGUGCCGGAAGUGGCAGUGGAGCUGGUGCCGGUAGUGGCAGUGGAUCAGGUAGUGGAGCCGGUGCCGGUAGUGGCAGUGGAUCAGGCAGUGGAGCCGGUGCUGGACGUGGAUCAGGCAGUGGAGUUGGUGUAGGCAGUGGUCGUGGCUCAGGCAGAGGAUCCGGUGCCGGAAGUGGCAGUGGAGCUGGUGCCGGUAGUGGCAGUGGAUCAGGUAGUGGAGCCGGUGCCGGUAGCGGCAGUGGAUCAGGCAGUGGAGCCGGUGCUGGACGUGGAUCAGGCAGUGGAGUUGGUGUAGGCAGUGGUCGUGGCUCAGGCAGAGGAUCCGGUGCCGGAAGUGGCAGUGGAGCUGGUGCCGGUAGUGGCAGUGGAUCAGGCAGUGGAGCCGGUGCUGGACGUGGCAGUGGAGCUGGUGCCGGUAGUGGCAGUGGAUCAGGUAGUGGAGCCGGUGCCGGUAGCGGCAGUGGAUCAGGCAGUGGAGCCGGUGCUGGACGUGGAUCAGGCAGUGGAGUUGGUGUAGGCAGUGGUCGUGGCUCAGGCAGAGGAUCCGGUGCCGGAAGUGGCAGUGGAGCUGGUGCCGGUAGUGGCAGUGGAUCAGGUAGUGGAGCCGGUGCCGGUAGCGGCAGUGGAUCAGGCAGUGGAGCCGGUGCUGGACGUGGAUCAGGCAGUGGAGUUGGUGUAGGCAGUGGUCGUGGCUCAGGCAGAGGAUCCGGUGCCGGAAGUGGCAGUGGAGCUGGUGCCGGUAGUGGUAGUGGAUCAGGCAGUGGAGCCGGUGCUGGACGUGGAUCAGGCAGUGGAGUUGGUGUAGGCAGUGGUCGUGGCUCAGGCAGAGGAUCCGGUGCCGGAAGUGGCAGUGGAGCUGGUGCCGGUAGUGGCAGUGGAUCAGGUAGUGGAGCCGGUGCCGGUAGCGGCAGUGGAUCAGGCAGAGGAUCCGGUGCCGGAAGUGGCAGUGGAGCUGGUGCCGGUAGUGGUAGUGGAUCAGGCAGUGGAGCCGGUGCUGGACGUGGAUCAGGCAGUGGAGUUGGUGUAGGCAGUGGUCGUGGCUCAGGCAGAGGAUCCGGUGCGGGAAGUGGCAGUGGAGCUGGUGCCGGUAGUGGCAGUGGAUCAGGUAGUGGAGCCGGUGCCGGUAGUGGCAGUGGAUCAGGCAGAGGAUCCGGUGCCGGAAGUGGCAGUGGAGCUGGUGCCGGUAGUGGUAGUGGAUCAGGCAGUGGAGCCGGUGCUGGACGUGGAUCAGGCAGUGGAGUUGGUGUAGGCAGUGGUCGUGGCUCAGGCAGAGGAUCCGGUGCCGGAAGUGGCAGUGGAGCUGGUGCCGGUAGUGGCAGUGGAUCAGGCAGUGGAGCCGGUGCUGGACGUGGCAGUGGAGCUGGUGCCGGUAGUGGCAGUGGAUCAGGUAGUGGAGCCGGUGCCGGUAGCGGCAGUGGAUCAGGCAGUGGAGCCGGUGCUGGACGUGGAUCAGGCAGUGGAGUUGGUGUAGGCAGUGGUCGUGGCUCAGGCAGAGGAUCCGGUGCGGGAAGUGGCAGUGGAGCUGGUGCCGGUAGUGGCAGUGGAUCAGGUAGUGGAGCCGGUGCCGGUAGUGGCAGUGGAUCAGGCAGAGGAUCCGGUGCCGGAAGUGGCAGUGGAGCUGGUGCCGGUAGUGGUAGUGGAUCAGGCAGUGGAGCCGGUGCUGGACGUGGAUCAGGCAGUGGAGUUGGUGUAGGCAGUGGUCGUGGCUCAGGCAGAGGAUCCGGUGCUGGACGUGGCAGUGGAGCUGGUGCCGGUAGUGGCAGUGGAUCAGGUAGUGGAGCCGGUGCCGGUAGCGGCAGUGGAUCAGGCAGUGGAGCCGGUGCUGGACGUGGAUCAGGCAGUGGAGUUGGUGUCGGCAGUGGUCGUGGCUCAGGCAGAGGAUCUGGCACCGGAAGUGGUAGUGGAGCCGGUGCCGGUAGCGGCAGUGGAUCAGGCAGUGGAGCCGGUGCCGGAAGUGGUCGGGGAUCAGGAGCUGGUUCUGGAGUAGGUCUUGGAAUCGGGGUGGGAAGUGGUAAAGGAAGUGGCUGGAGUCAUACUUUGGGACCCAGAAGCCAGUUAUGGAUCGGUGUCAUGCAGGAUGGCGUGUGCACUUGCCUCGCACGACUCCCCAGAGACUAGAUUGUCAAUUAAUAAGGACUCAUAAAUCUCAUAAAGUAGUUCAAGUAAAUCGCGAAAAACUCAUAAUCUAUGAAGUUCAUUCCCUCAGUAACUUUAGUAAUGAGAUUGUAUGAUAGUUCAUUCUUUUAGUAAUUCGUGCUGCGAAUACGAUGCAGUUCAAUAGCGUAAUGGAUUCAUUUUACCACAUUGCACCUCUAUUAGACAAAAAAAUCUGCACCUUAGAAAAAUCACUAUAUGCACUUAUUUUAUACUUAUUCAAUCACUUUCGCACUUUAAUAAAUUUAUUUAUGCACUGCA
Diachasmimorpha longicaudata is the source of this 6316-nucleotide messenger RNA. RefSeq names its product fibroin heavy chain-like. The record is from RefSeq and is a predicted model, not a curated record. The transcript has 6 exons. Lineage: Eukaryota; Metazoa; Arthropoda; Insecta; Hymenoptera; Braconidae. The coding region runs from base 92 to 6019 and encodes 1975 amino acids.